This is a messenger RNA of Colletotrichum costaricense, 2769 nucleotides long. RefSeq lists its product as uncharacterized. The transcript is spliced from 3 exons. The record is from RefSeq and is a predicted model, not a curated record. The coding region runs from base 1 to 2769 and encodes 922 amino acids. NCBI's taxonomy places the organism in Eukaryota, Fungi, Ascomycota, Sordariomycetes, Glomerellales, Glomerellaceae.
AUGGAAAAGGCGGCAGGCUGCAGCACGACAACCAUAGUUGAGCUUGGAUACAUAGCGUUGGCUGGCAAUCUGCUCCAAUUCGCUGAACUUGGUGUCAAAUUAGUUCGCGGCGCCCUGGAGCGGUACAAGUCUGCCGAUGGCUCGACUAUUCAUGAUGAGAUAUUGAUAGCCGAUGCCCGGCGUCUGAGACAUCUUGCAGGUGUUAUCCUGAACAAUGAGUCAGAUGCAACAAAGACAACAGAAAGUCCGAUACUGCGCUCCAUUGCUCAGAGAUGCACUGAGGAUGCUGCUGUCUUGAUUGAGAUCCUCGACGCAUUGAAGGUGGAUACAACUCCAGGCCAGAACUUAUACGUAAGGAAGUUACAGAGCUUUGAGCAAGCACUAAAGCCACAAAAAGAUAUUCAAUCCCUUUUCAGAAGAUUAGAAGAUCAGAACAACAGCCUCGAGGCUAAGGCCACCGCCAAACUGGACGACAUCGUUAGGCGAAUUGACAAGACAACGCAAGUCUUACAAAAGACUAUACCCAAUGAAUUCUCAGCCCAGAUAGAUCUUCUCAGGGCCGAGAUCGAUGAGUUCAAUGACGAGAAACAGUACGUGCGAACGAGACACCACAUACUACGCAGUUUGAAAUUCGAUCAAAUCAAGGCGAGGCAGGAAGCGAUCAAGGAAAGACACAGAGCGACGUUUGACUGGGUUUUCAGCCACGAUGAUACCCUAUUUCCCCAAUGGUUGGAGUCAGGUAAUGGAAUUUUCUGGGUAAGAGGAAAGCCAGGAAGUGGCAAGUCGACUUUGAUGAAGUUUCUCGUCACUCAUCCGACGACGAGAGUGAAAUUAGGAGUCUGGGGCAACGGCUGCACGACGAUCAUCGCAUCUCACUACUUCUGGAGUGCCGGAAGCUCCAUGCAAAAGUCACAACGCGGCUUGCUCCAGACACUCCUGUACGAAGUGUUGAGGGAGGUUCCGAAUCUCAUCGACCGCGUUUGUAGUCGUCGUCGAUCGGCCUUUCAGCACGAACUGAUGGAAACAUGGGGGAUGGAGGAGCUUCUCGCAGCAUUUGCCCUACUCGCUAGUCAGACGGAUCUCCCUAUGAGAUUUUGUUUUUUUAUCGAUGGUCUCGACGAGUAUACGGAUCGAGCAAAGCGAUACGACAACACCUUCGAAGGUCUUCUUCGAGUUCUUAAAGACUUCGCGUCCUCGCCUUCUAUCAAGAUUUGUGCUUCAAGCCGGCCAUGGGAUGCCUUCCUGGACGCAUUUGGUGCCCAGCCAUGGCAACUUCGGAUGGAGGACCUGACUAGAGACGACAUCCGCCACUAUGUCACGGACAUAUUGUGCAACAACGAUGACUUUACGGCACUUACGAAACAAGAUGACCGUUGCUCUCGAGUAGCCGAAACAAUUGUCGGCAGAGCUCAGGGCGUAUUUCUGUGGAUUUACCUUGUCGUGGAGUCCCUGAAGAACGGCCUCACAAAAGGAGACACAUUCACAGAAUUGCAAAGUCGGGUGGACGAGCUUCCAGCUGACCUGGAGGAAUAUUUCCAGCAGAUGAUCGAGUCAAUAGAGCCGAUAUACUGGGAAAGCACCUCGCGAAUUUUCAGAAUCAUGAUUGAAUCCGGUCAAGCGCUACCGCUUUUAGCCUUCGAAUUCCUCGAACAGGAGGCAGAAAAUGCAAGCUAUGCGUUGCAAAUGAAGGUCGCCUCCACUUUGCCGGAAAACGUGGAAAAGUUACAUGACAGAAUGAAGAAGCGGCUCAAUGCGAGGGGCAAAGACCUCCUCUACGUUACCUUUCAUCCGGCCAAGAGACCAUUUCUUCAGUACCAAGUCGACUUUUUGCAUCGAACUGUGAGAGACUUCUUCAUUGAUCGAGCCGUACUUGAGGAAACAAAGGCAAGAAGAAAGACUUCCCACUUCAACCCGGCACUUUCACUGUGCCGAAUCAUGCUGGCUUUUAUCAAAACAGUGUCAUAUUCGGAAGAAGCGGUUAACUACAACGAGAUCUUUCUCUUUUCUGACGGACUGAUGUACCAUGCUCACACGAUUCAACAGGCAUUUCUCAACAACAACAACGAGGAAUCUGAUAUCAACCCUCAAUGGUCAUCGGAUGACAAGGAGAAUAUGUUCAAUCUGCUUGAUGCAUUGGAUCAAACGAAUACUUCGAAUGCCAGAGACAAGAGUGUCCACUGGACGAACUUCAGAGAAAGCCCAAAGGGCAGCUUCAGAGAGAAGCGACAGAAGAACUUUCUAGCCUCUGCUAUACAAGCGAGGCUAUCAUUGUAUGCGAAGCACAAAAUCGACAUAGAUCUAAAUCAGGUUCAUGAGAAGACUGGCCGACCGUUGCUGGACUACGCUCUGCGGCCAACCACCGUGACCCCUUUUGAGCUACCUACUCAAGAAGGUCCAGUCGGAGCUAUGGUUGAAUUCCUGCUACAAAACGGGGCUGACCCGAACCAGAGAAUCGAUUUGUAUGGCGGAAAGACGACUUGGCAACUUUUCCUUUCUGUCUGCUACGGCCACAGUCUCCAAGCCGAAAAGUUGAGCCUUGAUGAAGAUGAGGUGACAGACACGAUUGUGGCGAUGUUGCUGUCGGGGGCAGAUCCCAAAGUUAGAAUUGAUCUCAAUGGCGGCGGGAGAGCAGAUGUCCUAGGGGUUGCUUUAAGACUGGUCCUUUCUAGGGCAAAAAUUGAGAGAAUCAAGAGCGCGAUGAAAGACAGCAAGCCCUGUCAGCAGCCGGGUUUCUUGGAGAGCUUCAGGUCAUGGUGGUGGAGGUACUGA